This is a messenger RNA of Salvia hispanica, 472 nucleotides long. The record is from RefSeq and is a predicted model, not a curated record. Lineage: Eukaryota; Viridiplantae; Streptophyta; Magnoliopsida; Lamiales; Lamiaceae.
ACCAUUAAUCACAAAAUUAUCACAAACACACACAAACACAUCCCUUCUAUCAAUUUGCUAUGGCAUCAUCCAUGACCAUGACCAUGACCGCCUCCUUCUUGGGUGGCGCCGCCGCUGCAAAAACGGUCACAGCCACCAACCGCCGUGGCCCAUUGGCCAUUAAGGCCUCCAUGGACUCUGUGAAGGCGGUGGUGGCUGAGAGCAGCAACACGAGACGGGGCCUCGUGUUGGCUGUCGUGGCCGCUGCAGCAUCCUCCAUCACGACAAUCGCAAUGGCCGAAGAGCCGAAACGCGGAAGCGCGGAGGCUAAGAAGAAGUACGCGCCGAUUUGUGUCACAAUGCCUACGGCUCGUAUUUGUCGCAAUUGAUGUUAAUAUGAGAUCCAAUGUUUUAAUUUUAAUGUUUCUUAAUCAAUGAUGUAAAAUCGUAUUCUUGUUUGCUAAAUUAUGGUAUGCUUUUAUUUAUUUUUAAA